Zychaea mexicana is the source of this 1299-nucleotide messenger RNA. Its product is annotated as serine/threonine-protein phosphatase PP-Z1. Gene Ontology annotation, cellular component: cytoplasm; nucleus. The record is from RefSeq and is a predicted model, not a curated record. The transcript is spliced from 8 exons. NCBI's taxonomy places the organism in Eukaryota, Fungi, Mucoromycota, Mucoromycetes, Mucorales, Lichtheimiaceae. The coding region runs from base 1 to 1299 and encodes 432 amino acids. Gene Ontology annotation, molecular function: protein serine/threonine phosphatase activity.
AUGGGCAAUAUCAGCUCCAAAAAACGGAAGGAAAGGCCCAGUAUCAUCAGAACAGAAAACUCGGAUAAUGAAUACUACAACACUACUACAACUUCGUUGAAUUCCAUACUCGUAAAUUCCAACAGCCCACAACAACCUUUACCAGCCAAUUCAGUACAAGACAACGCGACCGAUCGUUUAGCAGCACUUGACCAACAAGACGACGCAAAUGAACAAGACAACAAUGACGAUUCCCUAAAUACCGAUUUGAAUCAGUUGACGUUAUCGGAUCAGAACCAGCUGACAGCCACAUCCAUGCGAUCCAUUGGUAGCAAUUUGGACAUCGACGAAUGUAUCAACCGUUUGCUUGAAGUAGGCAUGGGUGGCAAAGUGCACAAGUCGAUCUGUUUUAGAAACUCGGAAAUCACGGCCAUAUGUAGGGCAGCACAAGAAGUGUUCCUUAGUCAGCCCUCAAUGAUCGAAUUGAGUCCACCAGUCAAGAUCAUGGGCGAUAUUCAUGGACAAUUUCACGAUCUUUUGCGAUUAUUUGAAAUGGGUGGAUUUCCACCGGAUUCCAACUAUUUGUUCAUGGGCGACUAUGUCGACCGGGGGAAACAGUCUUUGGAAACCAUCUUGUUACUGUUUUGCUACAAGAUCAAAUAUCCGGAAAAUUUCUUUCUAACCCGAGGCAAUCACGAAUGCGCCAAUGUCACCCGAGUAUAUGGUUUUUAUGACGAAUGUAAAAGACGUACCAAUGUAAAAAUAUGGCGUGUCUUUAUCGAUGUAUUCAACACACUACCGAUCGCUGCGCUUGUGGCAGGCAAAAUAUUCUGUGUACAUGGCGGUUUAAGUCCGUCACUAAACUCUUUAGACGACGUACGAAACAUUAUACGGCCUACCGAUGUGCCUGAAUAUGGGCUAUUGAACGACCUUUUAUGGUCAGAUCCUUCAACUAGCACCGAUGACUGGGAGGAUAGUGACAGAGGAGUAUCAUAUUGUUUUGGAAAACGGAUUGUCAACGAAUUUCUUGCAAAGUUUGAUCUUGAUCUUGUUUGCAGGGCACAUAUGGUUGUUGAAGACGGAUAUGAAUUCUUUAAUGAGAGGACACUUGUCACUGUGUUUUCAGCGCCAAACUACUGUGGAGAGUUUGACAAUUUUGGUGCAAUCAUGAGCAUCAACGAUGAGUUACUCUGCAGCUUCGAGCUAUUGACACCCACGGAUCAUCCACCGGCAAAAUUAGCAGCAAUUAGUAAGGCCAAGGGCGGCCGGAGACCAAGUCCACCAAUGAUGAGCACUUCACCGCUCAGUAAUAGUGAUUGA